GCUCGCGCCGCCGGAAGUUCCGGCUUCACUUCCUGUACCGGGCCACGCCCCCCAGGCGCGGCGCGCCAAGCGGAGACCGCGCGGAAGUCGUCUGCCAGAACCCGAGGGCUCCAUGGGCGCCUCCCGGCUCUACACCCUGGUGCUGGUGGUGCAGCCUGAGCGAGUUCUCCUGGGCAUGAAGAAACGGGGCUUCGGCGCUGGCCGGUGGAACGGCUUCGGGGGCAAAGUUGAAGAGGGAGAGACCAUCGAGGACGGGGCGAAGAGGGAGCUGCAGGAGGAGUGUGGCGUGACCGUGGACGUGUUGCACAAGGCGGGCAACAUCAUGUUCGAGUUCGAGGGCAAGCCGGAGCGGAUGGACGUGCACAUCUUCCGAGCAGACGGCGUCCAGGGGACCCCUGUGGAAAGCGAUGAGAUGCGGCCUCAGUGGUUCCCGCUGGACCAGAUCCCCUUUGCCGACAUGUGGCCGGACGACAGCUACUGGUUCCCCCUCCUGCUGCAGAAGAGGAAGUUCCACGGGUACUUCAAGUUCCAGGGGCAGGACACCAUCCUGGACUACCAGCUGCGCGAGGUGGCCGAUGCCUAGGGUGGAACCCUGCCCGCCCCAGGUGGCGCAGUGGGUCCCGGGGCUGAGCACGGCCAGGUUUCCCAUCUGGAACUUGAUUGGAGGGGAAAGAGAAAUGUAAUAAAACAUCUUUUGCUUUUUCAA
This is a messenger RNA of Artibeus jamaicensis (Jamaican fruit-eating bat), 706 nucleotides long. RefSeq names its product nudix hydrolase 1 (gene NUDT1). Gene Ontology annotation, molecular function: 8-oxo-7,8-dihydroguanosine triphosphate pyrophosphatase activity. The transcript has 4 exons. Gene Ontology annotation, biological process: DNA protection. The coding region runs from base 113 to 583 and encodes 156 amino acids. The record is from RefSeq and is a predicted model, not a curated record. Lineage: Eukaryota; Metazoa; Chordata; Mammalia; Chiroptera; Phyllostomidae.